Saxophila tyrrhenica is the source of this 339-nucleotide messenger RNA. RefSeq lists its product as uncharacterized. NCBI's taxonomy places the organism in Eukaryota, Fungi, Ascomycota, Dothideomycetes, Mycosphaerellales, Extremaceae. The transcript is spliced from 3 exons. The coding region runs from base 1 to 339 and encodes 112 amino acids. The record is from RefSeq and is a predicted model, not a curated record.
AUGGCAUCCUCAGAAUUCAGCGUCGUUGCGGUAUUGUACCCGAGGAAGGACAAGGCCGAUGAGGUCGUCGGGCUUCUUCAAGAAGUAGCUCAAUACGUCAAAGCCAACGAGCCUGGAACGCUGAAGUACGAGAUCACCCGCUCGCUGCGACCGAACAAGGACGGGACGGAGGACAUCGUCAUGCUUGAGAGAUACAAGGACCAACAGUCUUUGAAGACCCACGGCACGAGCGAGACGUUUACGGGUUUCCAGAAGAAAUUGGCGAAGCUGGAUCUGAUGAGGGCGCCGAUGAUGCUGAAGAUGGUCUCGGAGAAGGGGGGGUUUAGUUCGAGGCUGUAA